UCCCUUCUUGGUGUCUGGACAGUACCCAGGGUGUCUGGGAGAAGGAGCAGGGAGAGGACAGAAGGGGUGUCCCCAGCACCUGAGGGUCUCCCCCACGAUGCCACCCCAUGGAGGGGUGUUUCUGGGUCUCUGGCUGCUGCUGGCCCCCAGUCUGGCUGAGCCCCCCUCCAGCACAGGGGGGGCCACCCUGGCCUUUGUCUUUGAUGUCACGGGCUCCAUGUAUGAUGACCUGGUGCAGGUGAUGGACGGGGCUUCACGCAUCCUGGAGCGGACACUCGGCAGGAGCACGAAGCCCAUCAGCAACUAUGCACUGGUCCCAUUCCAUGACCCAGAGGUGGGACCCGCCACCCUCACCGCGGACCCCCGGCUCUUCCAGCGGCGUCUGCGGGAGCUUCACGUCCAGGGUGGAGGGGACUGCCCGGAGAUGAGCGUGGGAGCCAUCAGGCUGGCUGUGGAGGUCUCACACCCUGGCUCCUUCAUCUAUGUCUUCUCGGAUGCUCGGGCCAAGGACUAUGAGGGGGAGGAGGAGCUGCUGCAGCUGCUGCAGCAUAAGCAGACCCAGGUGGUGUUUGUGCUGACCGGGGACUGCGGGGACAGGAGCCACCCCGGGUACCGCGUGUACGAGCGCAUCGCUGCCACCAGCUCCGGGCAGAUCUUCCACCUGGACAAGCAGCAGGUGGCAGAGGUGCUGAAGUGGGUGGAAGAGGCCAUCCAGGCCUCCAAGGUCCACCUGCUGUCCACAGACCAUGAGGAUGGUGGGGAGCACACAUGGCAUGUCCCCUUUGAUUCCAGCCUGAAGGAGGUGACCAUCUCCCUGAGUGGUCCUGCGCCAGGGAUCAAGGUCCAGGAUCCAGCAGGAAAGGUCGUGGAGAAAGGCCAAGGUCUGAAGGAACUGCUCAGCAUCCCCAACUCAGCCACGGUGGUGGCUGUGGAGCCCCAGGAGCCAGGGAUGUGGUUGGUCACGACCCAGAGCAGUGGCCGCCACUCACUGAGGGUCACAGGAAUCAGCAACAUUAAUUUCCAAGCCACUUUCUCCACCCAGCCAGACUUUGAUGCCACCCGGCCAGGGGAGCGGCCAGUGCAGGGUCUGCCUAUCUCAGUGGUGGUGAACUGCACUGGUCUGAAGCCCCCUGGGCACUUGCAGGAGAUUGAGCUCUUCAACACCUCUGGCCAUGUUCUCCUCUCACUGCCUGCGUGGCCCCUCUCCAACACCUCCUUGGAGCAGCUCUGGGUGGGCUCACCACUCCAUGUCCCCCCAGGAGACUUUCUGCUGAGGGUGAAGGGCAAAGACGCUCAGGGCCACCCCCUGCACCGCCUCUCUGGGGUCACCUACACCAGUGUGGUCCCCAGUCCACCCAAAGUGAACAUCUCCAGCAAGAUCCAGGCUUACAACCGUGAGCCACAGCUGAUCUCCUGCUCUGCAAGGAGUGAGGUCCCUUUCCUCCUGCAGCUCAGCCGUGGUAGGAUGAGCCUUGGGGAAGAGCAGCCCUUCAGGAGUUCAGGGAACAUCAGCUGGCUGAUCCCUGUGGUGACCAAGAGUGAUGAAGGGUUUUACGAGUGCACAGCCACUAGCAAGGUCGGGGUGACACGGGCUCACACCUACAUCUCUGUCUCAGAGCCACCCCCACGCCUCAUAGCCCCAGCCAACAUCACUGCUUCACCGGGCCAGGACGUGGUCAUGUCCUGCCGGGUUCUGAGCCACAUGCCCUACAACCUGACGUGGAGCUGGGAUGGGAAGGCAGCAGUGCCAGGGGACAGCCGGACCAGGCUGCUGCAGAACGGCUCCCUGGAGAUCAGCCAGGUGCAACCAGGGGACAGGGGGCUGUACGAGUGCGUGGCCCGCAGCGCCCACGGCUCUGCCACCGCAGCCCUCUGGCUCUUCAUCCAGGAGGUGCCGUGGGUGAAGGUGGAUGCCAGUCCCCAGCGUUUCAGCAGGGGCCAGGAGCUGCGGCUGAACUGCACGGCUGGGGGGCACCCCCUGCCCCACACUGCCUGGAAGCGCUGGGGCUGGGCACUGCAGCAGGAUGAGAGGGUUUUCACGGAUGCUCGGGGUACCCUGCACAUCAGGGCUGCCAUCCCGGAGGAUGCAGGGAAUUACAGCUGCUCUGCCAGAAGCGCGGUGGGCUGGGAUGAACAGGUCGUCACCCUGGAGUUCACCGAACCUCCGGCCAUCCUGGCAAUGACACCCAGCCUGAAGGUUCUAGUGGGAGAAGAUGUGACCCUGGAGUGCUGGGUUUCGGGGGUGCCCCCACCCCACAUUGCCUGGUACAAAGGUGAGCAGGCGGUGGCAGCGUUUCCCCCGGGCAGCCGGCGCGCUGUGCUGCGGCUGCAGGCGGUGCGGGAGCGGGAUGCGGGGCGGUACGUCUGCCGGGCCCGGGGGGAGGCCGGCGUCGCCUGGGACAGCACCGUGCUGGACGUGGGCUCUGCCCCCCACUUCCCUGAGCCCCUGGGGGACGUGGCAGUCGAGGUUGGGCAGCAUGUCAGCCUGAUGUGCCACGUCGAGGGCUCUCCCCAGCCACGGAUCUCCUGGUCUCGCAAGGAUGGGAAGCCCAUGACAGGCUGGAAUGGUCCACGUGGUGUUUCCAUCCAUCCAGAGGCUGCCGAGCUCCUCAUUGACAGUGCCUCUCUGGAUGACCAAGCUGUCUACAUCUGUGAAGCCAAGAAUGACUUUGGGAAAAUCCAAGCGGAGGUCAAGCUCACAGUGACCGGACAGGCCCCAGAAAUAGCUCUUGCAUCCCCUGUAGUCAUUGUGCUCCUGGGCCAGCCUGUGUUUCUGCCCUGUGUGAUCCUGGCUGGGAAACCCAUCCCAACCCGCAGCUGGCUGAAGGACGGGCAGCUGGUAGCCUCAAGUGGCCGCUACUCCAUCCAGGCUGAUGGGAGCCUGCACAUGGAGCAGGCAUUGCAGGAGGACACGGGGAGGUACACCUGUGAGGUGACCAAUGCCCUUGGCUCACACAGGCAGGAUGUGUCCCUGAUCAUACACGUUCCUCCCAGCAUUGAGCUUGGUCCUGUCCUUGUCACUGCCACUGAGGGCACAGCUGUCACCCUGCAGUGCAAUGCCACCGGUGUGCCCCCUCCAACUGUCACCUGGACAAAGGGCAUGGAGCCCAUUUCCCUGAGCCCACGCUACCACCUUGAUCCUGACGGGACCCUCCUGAUCCCUUCAUCCUCCCCUGAGGAUGAAGGGAACUACUUCUGCACAGCUACCAACACAGCAGGCUACUCCAGCCAGGAGGUGCAGCUCUCCAUCAGCACAAAGCCCAGGAUCAGCGUGAAUGGAUCACGGGUGUUGGACCCCAUCACCGUCCUGGCUGUGCUUGGGCAGGAGACCACUCUGCCCUGUGAGGUUCAGGGCUAUCCCCCUCCCUUGCUGGUGUGGACCCAGGAGUCCCAGCUGCUGCCUCUUGCCACCACGAGCUACAGCAUCCUCCCCUCGGGGUCCCUCCGGCUGGCCAAGCCCCAGGUGACAGACAGUGGCCUCUACACCUGCACGGCCACCAAUGCAGCAGGGAAUGCCUCUCUCAGCUAUAACCUCCAUGUCCAAGUUCCCCCCCAGCUGCUGAUUGGUGAUGGAGAAACACACCUGACUGCUGUCACCAGUGACUCCCUGAGGAUUCACUGUCGUGCCACGGGCAUCCCCACACCCCAGAUCCAGUGGCUGAAGGAUGGGCACCCCCUGGGCAAGAGGGAUGGUGUGGUGGUGUCUGAGGAUGGUGGGACUCUGCUGAUCACCCGUGUGGGACUUGGACAUGAAGGGCUCUACAUCUGCCAGGGUAGAAACUGGGCAGGGGUGGCCCAGGCCAACGUGCAGGUUUCAGUGCAAGUGCCUCCCAACAUCGAGCCCAGUGUGGUGGACCUGGUCAUCCUGGAGAAUGGCACAGUGUCCCUGGAGUGCCUGGCCUCAGGGCUGCCUGCUCCUGACAUUGCUUGGUACAAGGGGCAUAAGCAGCUCUCAGCUGGACCAGGCUGGACCCUGUCCAGGGAUGGGAAGCACCUGGAGAUCGAGCAUGCCCAGCUGUCUGAUGCUGGCAGCUAUCGCUGUGUGGCCUCCAACGUGGCUGGUGUCACCGAGCUCUGGUACAGCCUGAAGGUGACUGUGCCCCCACGGAUCACCAACAGCCCCAGCUCCCUCAAGGUGGUGGUGAAUGAUCCAGUGACACUGGAGUGUGAUGCCACGGGAACCCCUUCUCCGGUGCUGCUGUGGCUGAAGGAUGGCAAUCCAGUGCCCAGUGUGAUGACAGGUGGCCCACAGGUCCUCUCGGGUGGGCACACUCUGUCCCUGCCCACCGCUCGCCUCCAGGACUCGGGGACAUACACGUGUGUAGCCAGCAGUGCUGUGGGGGAGGACAGACAUGAGGCCACCCUGGAGGUGUGGUUGCCUCCCACUGCCCUGGGUGAGGAGGAGCACAUCUCUGUCCUCGUCAACCAGCCGGUGACCCUGGAGUGUCUGGUCCCCGGGGUGCCCCCUGGGGGGUCCCGCUGGCUGAAGGAUGGGACCUUGCUCCUACCAAAGCCAGGUGUGAAGCUGUCUGCAGAGGGGACUGUGCUCCAGAUUGGGCAAGCCACCCUGCAGGACACAGGCAGGUACACGUGCCAGGUGCCUGGCCAGCCAGAGAAACACCACAGCCUCUCCGUGUGGGUGCCACCAUCCUUCUCCUCGGCAGAGCCCACCACCCUGCCCGUGCUGGAGGGACAGUCCAUCAGGCUGGCCUGCGAGUGCCAUGGCAUCCCCUUCCCCACCCUGAGCUGGCAGAAGGAUGGUGAGCCCCUCUCUGCCCAGUCUGGGAGCCCCAAGUUGGUGUCCACAGGAGGGACUGUGCUGUACAUCGAGAAGGUAUGGCUGAUGGACAGUGGGACAUACACCUGUGAGUGCAGGAAUGCUGCUGGCAGCAGCAGCAAGGAGCAUCACCUGGAGGUGCAGGCGCUGCCGAGGAUCCAGAGCAGCAGAAAAGCCCCGAGGAAAGUUUCUGUCAUCAAGGCUGGAGAGAUGGUUUUGGAGUGUGGGGCCAUGGGGACACCACCACCCACAGUAACGUGGAUCAAGGAUGGGCAGCCCGUGGCUGGCAGGGAUGGGCUCCUGCUUUUGGAGCAAGGGAGGCGAUUGUGCAUCCCCAAGGCAGAGGUGGCCCAUGCAGGACGCUACACUUGCCUGGUGGAAACCACGACAGGGCAGGAGCAGAGGGAGUUUGAAGUCACAGUGCAUGUUCCUCCUGAGUUUAUUCAAGGAUCAGGAUCAACAACCAACAUCAGCGUGCCUCUGCAUGGAACCCUGACACUGACCUGUGAGGCCACUGGUGUUCCCCUGCCCACAGUCACCUGGUUCUGGGAUGGCUCUCCUGUCACCCCCAGUGAGCACACCCAUGUGCUUUCAGGGGGCUGGGCGCUGAGGCUCAGCCGUGCACGAGCUCAGGAUGAUGGUCACUAUUCCUGCCUGGCCAGCAACAUAGCUGGGGAAGCCAGGAGACAUUUCUACGUGGAGGUCCUAGUUCCUCCCCACAUGGAGAAUGCAGAUGAAGAUGUGACCACCAAAGUGUCUGAGGGCCACCCUGUCACCUGGUCCUGCCUGGCUAUGGGCAACCCUCAGCCGAAGAUCACCUGGCUGAAAGAUGGCCACCCUCUGCCCAGUGGAGACACCUUCUCCAUCUCCCCUAAUGGCUCUGUACUCCACAUCCCCCAAGUCUCCCUGUCUGAUGCUGGCCACUACUCCUGCGUGGCCUCCAGCUCUGUGGGGGACCAAACCAAGCACUACCUGCUGGAUGUUUCAGCCAGUCCCAUGUUUGCUAGAGAUGACCACCAUGCUGCUGCAGAAGAAGUCACAGUGAUCGUCAACAACCCCAUCUCCCUGGCCUGUGAGGCUCUGGAAUACCCAUCUCCCAACAUCACCUGGCUCAAGGAUGAUGUUCCCCUCAAAGCAUCUCAAAGCAUCCAGCUGCUCCCUGGUGGCCACGGGCUGCAGAUCCUGAAUGCCCAAGAAGAGGACUCUGGCAGGUACAGCUGCAUCGUGGCCAACGAAGCUGGGGAGGCUCUGAAGAACUAUGCUGUCAAGGUCUUGGUUCCUCCUUGGAUUACCAGAGAUGACCCUUUGGGGGAAUUUGCCAUGAAAGAGGUAAAAGCCAGUGUCAACAGCACAGUGACACUGGAGUGUGAGACCUGGGCUGUACCUGAGCCAACCAUCCAGUGGUACAAGGACAAGCAGCUCCUGGAAAGUGCUGGUCACCUCCAGAUCCUCAGUGAGGGGCAGGUCCUUCAGAUCAAACCAGCUGGUGUCUCAGAUUCAGGACACUACACCUGUGUGGCCACCAACACUGUGGGAGAAGACAACAGGGACUUCAUUGUGGAUGUCCAAGUGCCACCCCUCUUCCAGCAGCAGACAAGCCCCAAAGAAGCCCUUGAGAUUUUCUACCGGGAAGAAGACCAGGAUGGGGAGGUGACAGAGCACAGGCAGGCUGUCCUGGACCAGCCCACUGCACUCUACUGUGACACCAGUGCCAUCCCACCCCCCCAGCUCACCUGGUACAAGGAUGGGAAGCCCCUCUCCCCUGGCCCGGGGGUGCUGAUACUGCUAGGGGGCCGGGUGCUGCAGCUGCCGGCGGUGCGGGAGCAGGACGGGGGCAGGUACACCUGCCAGGCCACCAGUGCUGCGGGGUGGGACCGCCUGCACUACCAGCUGGAGGUGCUGACCCCACCAGCCAUCCGUGAUGGCAUGGAGGACUUGGCUGAGGAGGUGACAGCCACCAUCAACAACACUGUCCACUUCAAAUGUGAAGCCACUGGGCACCCUUUGCCCACGGUGACCUGGCUCUGGAAUGGUGUCCCCAUUGUGGCUGGCCCACGGCACCAGCUUCUGGAGGGUGGCAUGGUCCUUCAGGUGGCUGCAGUGGAGGUGGGUGACACUGGCAGCUACAUGUGUGUGGCGGAGAACCCAGCUGGGUCAGCAGAGAAGCAUUUUGCCCUCACUGUGCAGGGGUCCCCAGGCAUCCAGGACCUGCAGCAGGAGGUGCUGCAUGCUGACGUGGGGAGCCCCCUCAUCCUGACCUGCCGUGUCACCGGUGUGCCCUCCCCUGCUGUCACCUGGCUGAAGGACGGGAGCCCGCUGGAGAGCAGCCCGGAGCAGGGCCUGGUGGCCGGGGGGGCCCAGCUCCAACUCAGCCCCCUGCAGCCCUUCCACCAGGGCCAGUACACCUGCCUGGUGAGGGGUCCGGGCAAUGAGACACGCAAGGACUUCAUGGUGCUGGUGCAAGUGGCACCCCGGAUUGCCAGCACAGGGUUCCCCAGUGAGCACAGUGUGCUGGAGGGCAGAGAGGUGAUGCUGGAGUGCCGGGCAGAGGGGCAGCCUACCCCCCAGAUCUCCUGGCUGAAGGAUGGGCAGCCUCUGAGGCUGGAGCCUCCUUCAGCAGCCCGGAUGUCCCCAGAUGGCAGCUCCCUGCUCCUUGAGGGGCUCCAAGCCGCUGACUCGGGGACAUACACCUGCCUGGCCCAGAACAGCGCGGGCGAAGACGUGCGGCUGCACAGGCUGAGUGUGCUGGUCCCCCCGGUCAUCGAGAGAGGUGACGAUGACUCGGAGGUGGUUCGUGCUGUCCUGUCUGCGGUGGUGAUGCUGGAGUGCCGGGCGCAGGGCUCCCCUCCCCUGCACGUGAGCUGGCUGAAGGAUGAGCUGCCCCUCAGCCUGUCCCCACGGGUCACCCUGCUCUCAGCUGGGCACGUCCUCCGGAUCUCCCAGGCACAGGUCUCUGACACUGGGCUCUACACCUGCAUCGUCUCCAGCCAGGCAGGGGUGGCCAAUCACAGCUUCAUCCUGCAGAUACAGGUGCCCCCCCUCCUGGAGAGCCCAGACAGCAGUGAGGAGCGGAUGGUGGCUGAGGGCUCAGAUGUCACCUUCACCUGCAAAGCCACUGGGUCCCCAGCACCAGUGGUGACCUGGUUGAAGGAUGGUGAGCCCCUGGCACGGCAGAGCGACCAAGUGGCAGGCGGCUCAGAGCUGAGCCUGGUGGCUGUGGGAGUGGCUGAUGCGGGGGUGUACUCCUGCCUGGUGGCCAACGAAGUGGGGGAGGCCAGCAAAGCCUUCCACCUCCUGGUGACAGAGCCACCCCGAGUUGAGGCUGCACCCCAUCCCACCGAGAUGGCCAUUGCUGUGGGCACCCCACUAGAGCUGACAUGUGUGGUGACUGGUGUCCCCAUGCCCACUGUCGCCUGGGAGAAGGAUGGGCAACUGCUGGCAGGGCCCUGGCUCAUGUCAGGGAAUGAGAGCACCCUCCACAUAGAGAGCACAAAGGUGGCAGAUUCUGGCUUGUACACCUGCCUGGCUGCUAGUCCUGUUGGGGAGGACAGCAGGAGCUUCCAUGUCAGUAUCCAAGCACCUCUCAGCAUUGCAAGCAUUGGAGAGACUUACAGCAUCACUGCUGUGUUGGGGGGGCACCUCAUCCUGGAGUGCCCUGAAGAUGCUGUGUCACCCCCCCACAUAGAGUGGCACUGGGAGGGCUCCCCACUGCAGGAGGAUGCCCACAGGCAGGUCUUGGCCGAGGGACGUGUCCUGCAGAUCCAGGACCUGGGGGCAGCAGAUGGUGGAGAGUACAGCUGCAGGGUCACCAACGCCCUGGGGGACACCAGCCUGCGCCUCCGAGUGGAGGUUCUUGUGGCUCCAGAGAUCCAGCCAGGCCCUGAGGAGGUGAGGGCACUGCUGAAGGGCUCAGUGGUGCUGCCGUGCCGGGCAGAGGGGUGGCCUGUGCCCCAGCUGACGUGGAGGAAGGACGGGCAGCUCCUGCCUCUCCACGGGAGCAGCAGGCUGCAGCUCCUGCCAGAUGGCUCCCUGCAGAUCCACCCUGUUCAGGUCCAGGAUUCAGGCUAUUACCUCUGCAUGGCAUCCAGCCCUGCUGGCACUGACCGGCGAGGCCUGGACCUCCAUGUCCUGGUCCCUCCUGCCAUUCCCUCUGGGCCCUCCAACCUCACCCUGCUGGCCCAGCGUCCAGCCCUGCUGGGCUGCAACGCCCAGGGAACCCCCAAGCCCCAGGUCAGGUGGGAGAAGGAUGGCCACCCCCUGAACCCCCACCUCCCACCUGGCGCCUACAGUUUGCAGCCCUUGGGGUCUCUGCUCAUCACCAGCCCUGGUCCUCAGGAUGAGGGACAGUUUGAGUGCAUUGCUACAAACGCUGCCGGAGAGGCACGCAAGGUCUUUCUGGUGUCCAUUCAUGUGCCCCCUACUAUUGCCGAUGACCUUACAGACAUGGUUGUCACCCGGCUUUCCCCUGCCUUCCUCACCUGCUAUGCCUCUGGCGACCCCCCACCCAAGGUGUCGUGGAGCAAGGAUGGGGCUCAGCUGGGCAGCCGAGGAGGGGGCUACCGUGUCCUGCCCACAGGGGCUCUGGAAAUCAGGCAGGUGCUGCCUGCCCAUGCCGGCCGCUACACCUGCACGGCGAGGAGCAGCGCUGGCACUGCCCGAAAGCACCUCUGGCUCACCGUGCAUGAGCCCCCUGCCCUGAAGCCCCUGCCCAGCAUGGUGAUGGUGAUGGUCAACACCAGCGUGGUGUUGUCCUGUGAGGCAAGCGGGGUCCCCCAGCCAGAGCUCUCCUGGCAGAAGGACGGUAUUGGCAUCACUGGAGGACCCAGGCUGAAGGUGCUCCCUAACGGGCAGCUGCAUCUCCCCCGAGCCUCCCUGCAGGACGCGGGCACCUACCUGUGCGUGGCUCGUAACCCCGCGGGCACCGCAGCGGGGAGGACCAGGCUGAUUGUGCAAGUGCCCCCCGUCAUCGCAGCCGGCCCAGCAGAGCUGGCUGUCCUGGAGGGGCUGGAGGUGCUGCUGCCCUGCUCUGCUUAUGGAGUCCCUGACCCUCGUGUGUCCUGGAGCCGGGAGGGAGUCCCAGUGUGGGGUGGUGGGGGGAAGGCCACCAUCCUGCCCUCUGGGGAACUGCUGCUCCGGGAUGUCCAGGAAGGGGAUGCCGGGAGCUAUUCCUGCACUGCAGUGAACUCGGCCGGCAGGGCUGUCCGCCAGCUCUCCCUCUCCGUCCACACCCAACCCACCUUCACCCACCUGCCUGGAGAUGUCACCCUGGGCUGGGGCGAGAGCCUGGAGCUGGUGUGUGCUGCCACGGGCAGUCCCCAGCCCCACAUCUCCUGGACAGCCAAUGGGCAGCUUGUCACUGAUGGUGUGUCAGAGCAGAGUGGCUGGAGCACCCUGCGGAGGGAGGCAGCCACUCGUGCCGACACUGGGACCUACGUCUGCCGUGCCCAGAACAGCGUCGGUGCCAUCAGGGCCACUGCCUUUGUCUCCAUCAGAGAGGCACCCAGCAUACGGGGGGAUGCCAGCACCUACCAGGUGGAGCCCCCCGGGGGUGAUGCCCUCCUUGACUGCCAUGCCCGGGGCCACCCUGUGCCCCUCAUCCGCUGGAGCAAGGAUGGGGUGCCCGUGGUGGCUGGUGGGCACCUGCGCCAGCUGCAGAAUGGCUCCCUGGUCAUCCAUGCCGUGGGGAGCGCUGAUGCAGGGCACUACCGGUGCAUGGCAGAGAACGACGCAGGCACAGCAGCAAAGGUUGUCACCCUGGCUCUGCAGAGUGCCCCCGCGGUGAUGGUGACACCACAAGUGGUGGUGGUGCACGCUGGGCAGCGGGUGCUGCUGCACUGUGCCGUGUCAGGGGACCCUACCCCCUCUGUGGAGUGGCAACGAGACAGAGAGCCUCUGCCUGAGGGUCCCCACGCCCGCAUCCUACCCAAUGCCACUUUGGUCCUGCCUGCUGUCGCCCACAGUGAUGCUGGCAGCUACUCCUGCCUCGCUCGCAACGCCCUCGGGACUGCUGUUGCCCACGUCUCCCUGGCUGUCCAAGGGGAGCCACGGCGGGUGCGGGGCAGCGUGGUCGGUGCCAUCAAUGCCCACAAGCUCAGUGUCACCACCCUUGAUGCCACUGUGCUGGAUGACCCACACUCUGGCACUGCUGUCAUCCAGAGCAGCAUCAGAGGCAUCCCACCUGCCGUAGGGCCCCUGAUGCAGGUGCUGGUGGCCAUCGUUGCCCCUGUUUACUGGUCCUUGGCACAUGCUGGUGGGGAUGCCCCGAAUGGAGUCCUGCUCACCCAGGGCACGUUCCAACAUGAGUCACAGCUGGAAUUUCCCACAGGGGAGCUGUUGCGGGUCACCCACCUCGCCCGGGGAGCAGAUGCCACCGGCGUUCUGCUGCUGGACACGGCCAUCAGCGGCUCCGUGCCCGAGAGCACCGGCGAGGCUGCCGUGCUGCUGCAGGACUUCAGCGAGCGCUACGUGUGGGUGGGCGCAGGGCAGCUCUCGGGGGGCUCAGUGCAGACCUUCCUGGGGGGCGGGCGCGUCAUCCGCGCCCGCUGCAAUCACACCAUCGUGUACGACCCCCCCGCGGGCCUGCAGCCCCCCCUGGUGCAGCAUGUCCGGGCCAGCGCUAUUGAAGCCUCCUACGAUCCAGCCUCUGAGGAGCUCUCCUUCCAGCUCCGUGCUUCACUUGAUGCAGGGGCCAACGGAGACCAGUGCCCACCAGGAUUCAUGCUGGGCCCUCAACAGCUGUACUGCACUGACGUCGAUGAAUGCACCGAGGGGUCUCACACCUGUCGCUACAACCAGCUCUGCCAGAACACCCUGGGGAGGUACCACUGCACCUGCCCCCCCGGGUAUCACUCGCUGGGUGCUGGCUGGCCAUGCCUGGACAUAAACGAGUGCCUGCGGUUUCCUCCACCCUGUGCCUUUGAGUGCCGCAACCUGAGGGGCUCCUAUGAGUGCCUGUGCCCCCCUGGCAGGGCCCUGCUGCCAGGUGGUCAGUGCAGCAGAGCAGGGGUGAAUGGAGAGAGCACAACGGGCAGCACCUCCCGGGACCCCUCUGUGCUUUGGCUGAGGCCGAGGAGCCGUGCACAGGGACGUUCCUUCUACACCCAGCUUGCUCUCCACCGUGUGGCCAAGGCUGCAGGGGUGGGUACCCGGGACCACCCCUGCCCCACAGGCUUCAUCAGGAGGAACAGUACCUGCACUGAUCUUGACGAGUGCCAGAUGCUGAACCAGUGCCAGCACGAGUGCAGGAACAGCCCAGGCAGCUACCACUGCAUCUGCCCCCCCGGCUACCGGCUGCUGCUCAAUGGGAAGACCUGCCAUGACAUAGACGAGUGUGCAGAGGGCACGAUCCAGUGUGGCUCGAGCCAGAUGUGCUUCAACACCCGUGGAGGUGCCGAAUGCGUGGAUGCACCGUGCCCAGCCGGCUACCGGAGAGGCUCCAGCCCUGGGGUGUGCAUCGGUGGCUGUGCCCCCACCUGCGGCUCGGCCGGUGUCCCCACGCUGCGGUACCGGCUGCUCACCCUGCCCCGUGGCAUCGCCGCCGGCCGGGACGUGGUGCACCUCACCCCGGGGGCUGCCCUCCGCCAGCCCCCCACCUUCACGCUGCUGGAGCAGGAGCCCGGCAGCCCCUUCGCCCUCCGCACCGAGCGGGGCCGCGGCAUCGUCUCCACCCUGUGGCCGCUGCAGGACCCCGGCACCCACCGCCUGAAGGUGCAGGCGCUGGCCCCGGGCGGGAGGCGAGCACCCAGCAUCUUCCUCCUCAUCAUCUCCGUCUCACCUUACCCCUACUGACGCAGCCGAGGGGCAGGAGGGCACAUGGGUUCAUGUCUUCUCUUGUCCCUCACCACCGCACCGAGGGGGGCAUGCGGCUCAGGGAGAGCUGAGCUUGCACCUUUCCUCUCCACCCCCCUUGCUUCUCCCCUUCACCUGGGGCUAGUCCCUGACUCAUCAGGGUCCUUGGGGAUGGACAAGGUGUCCCGCCAGCCUCUUGCAAUCGGGUUUUGUUGCAAUCCUGCAACCCGCACUGGUGGCCCUGGGGCAAACAGCUCUGGAUGGCCUUGGCCGAGAUCAGCCCCUAGAUAGAGUGAGGUGGGGGGCUGAGCUGAGUGACAGAGGCUGGUGAGGGUCCCACUGAGGUGCAGGGUGUGCUCCCCAGGCUGGGGUGGACACAGGGCACCCUGGUAUUAGCCAUAUAUUAAAUUUGAAAUAGCCUUGUGUGCAAUUUUUUUUUUUUAAUCCACUUGGUUUCUGCACACACUUAUUUAUUUAUGGUUUUGUUCCAAAUAAAGGUGUUUUGUGGAUA
Molecule: messenger RNA, 13076 nt
Organism: Apus apus (common swift)
Lineage: Eukaryota; Metazoa; Chordata; Aves; Apodiformes; Apodidae
Gene: HMCN2
Product: hemicentin 2
Exons: 81
Coding region: 98-12565 (4155 amino acids)
Cellular component (GO): neuron projection
Molecular function (GO): calcium ion binding
Source: RefSeq, a predicted model, not a curated record